UCCUACCGUCCCCAGCUUCCCCGCCAGAGCUGGCGGUAUCGCUCCGUGUGCGGGACCUGCUUGCCUGGCGACAGGAGGGCAGUGAGCCGCGGAGGGCUGGGGGGCGCACGCGCUGCCUUCCGCAAGCCAGCGGGAGCAACCGGAACGGAAGCUGCCUGGAACCCUCGUGGCUGGCUACGCUUCCUGGAGCGGCCGGUCCCUAGCGAGACUUCCGCUUCCGGGUGGCCGCUGCGUCCUGAAGGAGGGUCACGGAGCGGGCAGGUAUGGGGCAUGGAAAUGAACAUGGCCAUGGCAAAAUGGAACUCCCUGACUACAGGCAAUGGAAGAUAGAGGGUACUCCACUAGAGGAAGUCCAAGAGAGGCUAGCUAAACGGGGUCUUAGGGAUCCGUGGGCUCGUAAUGAAGCCUGGAGAUACAUGGGUGGCUUUGCAAAACCUGUCACCUUAACAGAAGUCUUUACUAGGGGACUCAAGUGGGGAUUUGCAGCUUUUGUCAUAGCUCUUGGCAUCGAAUACACACUAUUUCCUCCAAAGAAGAAUGGAGGCCAUCACUGAAGAUCAAAUAUGACUACUUACUAAUUAGUAAGCUGAAACAUAGAUAAGCCUGCUCACUCUGUACUUACAUGCAUAUUAAAGUCUAUCACAGGCAAAAACA
This is a messenger RNA of Falco peregrinus (peregrine falcon), 654 nucleotides long. It is a transcript of the gene NDUFB3, whose product is annotated as NADH:ubiquinone oxidoreductase subunit B3. The record is from RefSeq and is a predicted model, not a curated record. The transcript has 3 exons. Gene Ontology annotation, biological process: mitochondrial respiratory chain complex I assembly; electron transport chain. Gene Ontology annotation, cellular component: mitochondrion. NCBI's taxonomy places the organism in Eukaryota, Metazoa, Chordata, Aves, Falconiformes, Falconidae. The coding region runs from base 264 to 554 and encodes 96 amino acids.